Rubroshorea leprosula is the source of this 1706-nucleotide messenger RNA. NCBI's taxonomy places the organism in Eukaryota, Viridiplantae, Streptophyta, Magnoliopsida, Malvales, Dipterocarpaceae. The record is from the annotation of a GenBank genome assembly.
ACUCCGACGCCGUCCCAUAAAACCCUAAACCUUCCUUCUCCUCCUCUUCUCUAUUUUCCAGCGCAGUACCGGUAAUGGCGGAGCUAAAAAUCUCCGAGAGCCGAGACCUGACUCGAAUUGAGCGCAUAGGGGCUCACUCUCAUAUCCGGGGUCUGGGUUUGGACUCCGCCCUAGAGCCCCGCGACGUCUCUGAGGGUAUGGUGGGGCAGACCCAGGCUCGCAAGGCCGCCGGCGUCAUUCUCCAGAUGAUCAAGGAAGGCAAGAUUGCCGGGCGGGCUAUUCUGCUGGCUGGACAGCCCGGGACAGGUAAGACUGCUAUCGCCAUGGGCAUGGCCAAGUCACUCGGGCUCGAGACCCCCUUUUCCAUGCUCUCCGGCAGCGAACUCUUCUCCCUCGAAAUGUCCAAAACCGAAGCUUUAAUGCAAGCAUUCCGGAAGUCUAUUGGGGUCAGAAUCAAGGAAGAGACCGAGGUAAUCGAAGGGGAGGUCGUCGAAAUCCAUAUUGACCGACCUGCGGUUACUGGUGCAGCAUCAAAGACGGGGAAAUUGACUCUGAAGACGACGGAUAUGGAGACGAUAUACGAUUUGGGGGCCAAGAUGAUUGAGGCUCUGGGGAAGGAGAAGGUGCAGAGUGGGGAUGUGAUAGCUAUUGAUAAGGCAUCGGGCAAGAUUACCAAGCUAGGACGCUCCUUUUCGCGGUCAAGGGAUUAUGAUGCAAUGGGUCCGCAGACUAAGUUCGUGCAAUGCCCUGAUGGUGAGCUGCAGAAGCGGAAGGAGGUUGUGCAUUGUGUCACCCUUCAUGAGAUUGAUGUGAUCAAUAGCAGAACCCAGGGAUUUCUUGCUCUCUUCACUGGUGAUACUGGUGAAAUUCGUGCUGAGGUGAGGGAGCAAAUUGACACAAAGGUGGCAGAAUGGAGGGAGGAAGGGAAAGCAGAAAUAGUCCCAGGAGUCCUCUUCAUUGAUGAAGUACACAUGCUUGACAUAGAAUGUUUUUCAUUCCUAAAUCGUGCUCUUGAGAAUGAGAUGGCCCCAAUAUUAGUUGUUGCAACCAACCGAGGAAUCACUACAAUCCGAGGCACAAAUUACAAAUCCCCACAUGGGAUUCCAAUUGAUCUUCUUGAUCGCCUACUCAUAAUCACUACUCAACCAUAUACUAUUGAUGAGAUUCGCAAGAUUGUAGACAUCAGAUCCCAAGAGGAAGAUGUUGAGAUGUCUGAAGAUGCAAAAGAGUUGUUGACAAAAAUUGGACACGAGACAUCCUUGAGAUAUGCCAUCAAUCUUAUCACAGCUGCUGCAUUGAAUUGCCAGAAGCGGAAGGGAAGGAUUGUGGAAGUGCAGGAUAUUACUCGUGUUUACAAUCUUUUCCUAGAUGUCAGGAGAUCAACACAGUAUUUGAUGGAGUAUCAGAAUGAGUACAUGUUCAAUGAAGUUGGAAUGGCCGAUGGUGGUGAAGAUGGUAUUGAUGCAAUGCAUGAUUAAAGUUCUUUUCCCAGGUCGAAGAAUUUGCAACUAUGUCUUCCUCUGUUAACAACUAUUGCGUAUUGUAAGAUUCGUUAGUGCACCAUUUCACCUAUGCUAAACAGGUUCUUGGACUAAUUUUAUUUUGGUAGGAUGAAUUUGUAUCUUAAGUACACAUAUUGAGGAUUGUGUUUCUGGUAAACAUCAACGGCUUGUUUGGAUGGAAGGAAAUAACGGAAAUGGAAAAAA